Molecule: messenger RNA, 2109 nt
Organism: Trematomus bernacchii (emerald rockcod)
Lineage: Eukaryota; Metazoa; Chordata; Actinopteri; Perciformes; Nototheniidae
Gene: ddx51
Product: DEAD (Asp-Glu-Ala-Asp) box polypeptide 51
Cellular component (GO): nucleus
Molecular function (GO): nucleic acid binding; ATP binding
Source: RefSeq, a predicted model, not a curated record
GCGUUUUGUACUGUAAGUGUGGAAAACACAUGAGCAUUUUGUGUUUUUUCUAGUUCAUUUGAAGUUGAGCGUUUACAGUCAUUUAAAUAAUCAGAGUUCUUAACGAAUCUAGACAUGGUUAAUUGAUAUUCAGCGAAAACCAUUUUCAAACUCGAGAUAGCUGAAAAGAACACACAAACUGUCCUGGAGUGAUUUACCUUUCUGAGGGAAUGUCUCUGUUUGUUGUAAACAGGUAUCUUGGAGAGGAGGAAAAUGGGAGCAUCUCGAAGGAGUCUCGCUCUCAGGCGUUACUAGCUAAGCUGCAACAGAAGGCCAAAGAGAAGCAGAGACAGAGUUUGACGGAAGAAACACAAAAACCACCUAAAGAACGGACGCAAAAGGAUGUCAAAAAGAAAAGAAAAGCUGACAAGGACAGCAGUCAGGAGCCUGAACACAACAAGAAACGGAAAUCUGAAGCAGCAGCUGUUAUUGUCUCAGAGACUGAUAACCACGACGAGCUGGUUGAGGAGGAGGAGAAGAAGAAGAAGCAGACGAGUGCAAAUGAGAAGCGGAAGAAGAAGAAGGAUCAGUCAGGCAUUUCAGUGAAAAGUCUUCCUGACACUCCUGUGACUGGAAGAGAAGGACUGGAGGAAACAGGAGGAGGAGAAGAGAAAACGGAGACAGAAAACAUCGCACCAGAACAAACCGCGGAAAAGACUCCUGCUCCAACCGGGUUCACGGUCCUGGGAGGAUUUGACAACAAACCUGUCCAAAAGGUGCACAGAGUGCUCCCUCAGUGGCUGGCUCAGCCGGAUGUGAUUCACAGAGACAUUAAAGGACACCUGGUGAACAUCUCCGAGAUCCACGGACUCUCCGCUCUGCUCGUGAAGAAACUUCAGAAUAAUGGAAUCCAGAACUUUUUCCCAGUGCAGGCAGAGGUGAUCCCGGCCGUCUUGGAGAGCGCUCAGCAGGGGCUUCUGAUUGGACGAGGGGGCUACAAGCCCAGAGACAUCUGUGUGUCUGCUCCUACAGGCAGCGGCAAGACGCUGGCGUUCGUCAUACCUGUCAUCCAGGUUCUGAUGGAGCGGGUGGUGUGUGAAGUCCGUGCUCUGGCCGUGUUGCCGACCAAAGAGCUCGCCCAGCAGGUGUGCAAAGUGUUUGCGUCGUACGCUGAGGGGACCUCUCUGAAAGUGGUGAUGCUGGCCGGACAGAAGUCCUUCGCUGCAGAGCAGAGCUGCCUGUCGGAGCUCAGUCUGUCCCCCCCCCAGAUGCCGCUGCAGAAGCUGCUGUUCUCUGCCACGCUCACACAGAACCCAGAGAAGCUGCAGCAGCUGGGCCUCCACCAGCCCCGACUCUUCAGCUCCAUCCACAGCCAGUCCAGCACCAUCAGCACCCCCGGCAGCAUGGCAGACCCCCCCCACACACAGGGCUGCUUCAACUUCCCCCAAGGUCUCACGGAGUAUUACGUUCCCUGUACGUUAAGCAAGAAGCCUCUUCUCAUCCUCCACUUCAUCCUGCGCAUGAAGCUCAGCCCCAUCCUCUGCUUCACCAACUCCAGGGAGGCAGCACACAGGCUGUUUCUGCUGGUGCAGCUCUUUGGUGGCGUUCAGGCGGCCGAGUUCUCCUCCAGACUGUCUCCUGCUGAGAGGAAGAAGACGCUGAAGGAGUUUGAACAAGGAAAGAUCCAACUGAUGAUCAGCACAGACGCAGCCGCCAGAGGCAUCGACAUCAACGGGGUCAAAUGUGUGGUGAACUAUGACGCACCGCAGUACAUCCGGACAUACAUCCACAGGAUUGGAAGAACAGCCAGAGCAGGGAAAACAGGCCUGGCCUUCACCUUCCUGCUGGGAGUACAGGAGAAGAACUUCCUGCAGAUGGUGGUGGAGGCAGGAACGCCCGGGAUUCAGAAGCAGAUCGUCAAACCAGAGAGCCUGAAGGGGAUGGAGGCGCGCUACGAACAGACGCUGCAGGAGCUGGCCAACGUCAUCAAGGAUGAGAAAACCAGAUAAUGGAGCAGCACUGACGUUCUCCUCUGAGCUCACAUCUGUGCCUCAACAGAACACGUUGCAUUUUCAGCUGUACUGGGAAUAUUUAUGUUGUUUAAUAAAACAUUAAAUACAUUAAACAUAC